Salvelinus namaycush (lake trout) is the source of this 3412-nucleotide messenger RNA. Its product is annotated as regulator of G-protein signaling 12-like. Gene Ontology annotation, biological process: signal transduction. NCBI's taxonomy places the organism in Eukaryota, Metazoa, Chordata, Actinopteri, Salmoniformes, Salmonidae. The record is from RefSeq and is a predicted model, not a curated record. Gene Ontology annotation, molecular function: GTPase activator activity. The transcript is spliced from 15 exons. The coding region runs from base 212 to 2380 and encodes 722 amino acids.
AGUAGCAGCAGGGGGAGGGUGUUUGAACUCUCAGUAGCUGUCAGGAUCUUGGACUGCCGCUCUCCGCCUGAGCUUAGCUCUCCCUGGCUGCAUACACACACACACACACCGCGGAGUGAGCCGACGAAUGGACUUGUUUCCACACACCGGGCGUGUGGAGCUGCAGCAGCACUGAAGACAAGCCAAACACAAGCUGCACACAGCGCCAUACAUGGAGCAAACUUUAACUCUCAACUCUUCGGCUGCUUCCUCAGAAGGUGACCAUGGUGGUGGUGUGCAGCUCCAGGGCUGCUGCAGCCAGAGCAGUCUGAACAGCAACGGCAGUCUGCCCGGCGCCGGCAGCCACAGGAGGCUGUCAGAGCGCCGGGUGGCCAGCUGGGCCGCCUGCUUCGAGCGCCUGCUCCAGGACCCCAUUGGCGUCCGCUACUUCUCAGAAUUCCUCAAGAAGGAAUUCAGUGAGGAGAAUAUCUUGUUCUGGCAGGGCUGUGAAUACUUCAGUCAUAUACCCGCAACGGACAAAAAGCAGCUAUCCCAGAGGGCAGGGGAGAUCUACAACAGCUUCCUGUCCAGUAAAGCCACUACUCCGGUCAACAUCGACAGUCAGGCCCAACUGGCCGACGACGUCCUCACCUCCCCAUGUCCAAACAUGUUCAAGGCUCAGCAGUUACAAAUCUUCAACCUGAUGAAGUUUGACAGCUACUCCAGGUUCCUCAAGUCUGGCCUGUAUCAGGAGUGCAUGCUGGCCGAGGUGGAGGGACGACCUUUACCUGACCCCUACCAGAUCCCCUGUAGCCCCGCCCCCUCCAAGCACAGCGCCAGCUCCUCUCUCUCCCUCUCCACGCCCAUAAAGGAGGCCAGGAAGCAGAGAUCAGGAAGGUCACUUAAUGAGGACCCCGGAGACGAGCAUGAUGAGCAUAAGAAACGGGGCACCUUCUUUUCUUGGUCCCGGAACCGGAGCUUCGGAAAGGGACCCAAGAAAAAGGACAUUGGCGAAAUCAACCUCGAUUCCUGGAGCAGCAACGGUCGGAGGGAAUCACAAGGCUCCUUGUCCUCAGGUGCCAGUCUGGAGCUGGCCACUUCCUGUUCAGCGGGCAAGAUGGAGGGGGACAACCGUCACUCAGUGCCGGUGUGGGACAGGUUGUCCUCCGCCAAGCACUGCAAUGUGACCUUGCCGGAUGGCUCGUGCUCCUCUGUGACUCUGCGGCCGGGAGCCACCAUCAGGGAGGUGCUCCGGGUCCUCUGUCAGAAACUCUGCAUCAAUAUGGUCGCCGUCGACCUCUUCCUGGUGGGAGGAGAGAAGCCUUUAGUGCUGGACCAAGAUUGCAUGACCCUCAGCUCACGGGAACUCAGAAUGGAAAAGCGCACCCUUUUCAGGCUGGACCUGGUACCCAUUAAUCGGUCCGUAGGCUUGAAGGCCAAACCCACCAAACCCGUCACCGAGGUCCUGCGCCCUGUCGUGGCGAAGUAUGGCCUCCACCUCAACGAUCUGGUGGCCAAAAUAAGUGGAGAAACGGAGCCUUUAGACCUAGGGGCGCCAAUAUCCAGCCUCGACGGCCUGCGCAUAGUGCUGGAAAGAGCGGAUCCCUCUGCUUCAGGGAAAGAUUCCAAGACCAAGUCAGCCUCCUUGAAAGCCCAUCUGCCAUCUUUGACCAGCAGGAGUCUUUCAGCAACAGGAGAUGACAGGUCAUCAGGAAAGGCAAGCGGACCAGAGCCGUCGCUCCCUACGGAAAAGAGAAAACCGAAAAAGAUUAAUAUAGAUGAAGCUGAAGAAUUCUUCGAGCUCCUGAGCCGGGCACAGAGCAGCCGGAGAAAUGCCCAGAGAGGCCUCCUUAACAAAGAGGACCUGGAGUUACCUGACUUCCUGCGGUUAACCACCUGCUCCCCCUCCAUUGCCUCCCUAGACGCGACUUGCUCCACCCCCACCUCCAUCAAACAGGGCCAGGGGGCAGGCAGGGUGAACGGGGUGGGCGGCACCCCCGCCCGCGGUCCCCUCAACGCCAGCCUGCGCUCCGAGAGCCUGGACUCCUCCCUCAGCAGCGCCAACGGACACUCCCACUCCGCUGCGGGGCGCAGGGCACUGCCCCUAGCCCGCCACCCCAUACCCACCUUCGGUGCCACCCUCUCCCCCAUCCCCCGCCUCUUGGACGCUAGAGGCCCAGGCCUCAGAACGCUGGAGGAAGACACCCAUGCUGACCUGACCCUGGUGGGAGAGGGGGACAUCAACAGCCCCAACAGCACCCUUCUGCCCCCCUCACCGCUGCCGCUGUCCCACGAGGGUAGCCUGCCCGAGGCUAACUUCACCCCUCCUGCGCCCUGCGCCCAAACCUCCCAGGAUGGAUGUGGGGAUGGUCAGUCCAGCUCAGGUAUUUCCACAUUGUGACUAUGCAUUAGCGUGUUGGUGUGUGUGUGUGUGUAUGUGUUUGUAUAUGUGUGAGAGACGGAGAGUGUGUGAUCGUGUGUGUCUGAGGGAUGACCUGACUUCCAAUGACAACAAAUUUUAUACUGACUUCAAUGCACUUUAUGUACAACUGCUCUCUCAGUUGUACCCCAAUAAUUUUUACUCCUUUGAAUACUUUCUAAUGAACAUAGAUAGCAUUGUUUGUGGUCACUUUCAAUAGUAAGUUGAGUUCAAUUGUAAAUAGUGAUGUAUAUAUUUAGAAAUGAAUUACAUUUACAUUCGCAUACCACUGAACUGAUGGGUUUUACAACCUAACUGAAAUUUGAGGUGAUAGUCAACUGUAGAAAGAUUCUUAUUGUUGUACCACAGAGUAUAUGAGGAUACAGAUUUGACCCAGGUGAAUAAACUCAUUAUACAUUCAUAAUGCUUUAAUGGUCAACAUACCAAAUGUCAUUACAAUCCAUGAAAAAUAGUCCUACUAUAAUUUGACAGCAACCAAUUGUAGCAAGCUACAAUUACCAUGCAGGUGUGAAUUGUUUGGUUUGAUUGAUUGUAAUAGAAAACCUGAAAGAUUGCCAUGAGUCACAGCCAGCAUUCAUGUCAAUCAAUAAAAGCUCUAUGCUUGCAUUGUGAGUUUAUAAUUGGUGUGUAGUUCUCUGCCCAGUACACAGCUACAGACAAGAUAAAACGUAACCAAAGAGUUAUGAAAUUGUUAUUUGAAAAGAUGACCAUGUCACAAUACCUGUACAUUGUAUUAUUUGUAUUGAAUUAUUUGAAUUGAAAAGCUGUAUUUUCUUCCAUCCCACCCUCUAAUGCAAUGCAAUUCAACAAUGCUAAUAAGUAUUUCACUCUGGUUUUAAAAUUCAAUUAAAUAUAUAGAGAAAGAAAACUAAAAUAGUUUUUUUUCCUUCACAAAAUUGUGAUAAUUAUAGUCAGUGAUGAUAGAGCUAGUUUAACAUGAAUGGUAUCAUUGUUGAAUUGCAUGUCACACUCUGUCUGGAAUCAUCCUUUCCC